GCGAUGCAGCCGGAGCGGCGCUUGGGGGGGAAGGGGGGAGCGGGCGGAAAAGGCCGAGUCAGCCGCUCCCCAACCUCAUAUAGAGGGCACGUUCCCCCUACGUCACUGCCCCCCCACCCCCGUGCAGCCGGAAGCCCUGCAACCGGGGACGUGUCACGCAGGCCCCGCGGGGGAGGGGGCGUGGGGAUGGAACCGAGAAGCAUCCAGGCACUUCCCCACCGAGACACAAUGCUCCGUUCCAAUGGGGUCGGCGUAUCCCCGGUGCCCGCGGGGAGGGGCGGAGGGGCACCGGACCCGGUCUGGCCGAGAGGGGGGUCGGCGGGCCCUCCGGGGGUGCCCCCGCCGGAAGGGGGCGGGGCUCGGGAAGGCCAGGCCUCUCGUCGGUGGCCCCGCCCUUUCCCCGCCCCCUUCCGCUGGGGGAGACCAGCCCCACACUUGUGCUUCGGCCGAGGCCUCGACGCGCUCCCUUCCCUUCGCACCCGGAGAUGGCUCGUUGCCCGCGGGCAGCCGGGGCGAGGGGAAACACCUCCCGCUGCGCGUUCAGCCGUUUGCAGAAGUUUGGGGCGCUCGGAUAAGCCCUCCCCCUUUGGAUCUUGGUCCGCUCCGGCCCGGCCACAUCGGCUUUGUUACGGGGCAGAGCUCAGAGCCGAUGAGCAAAUAAUGCAGGCGAGGGUCCUCCCGGCCCCGGAGAGCGCCCACCAGCUGAGGCCGGACGCCUGAGGCCUGUCCCCUGCCCCGCCUGCCAAAGGAGCCAUCGCCUUUCUCAUCUGUGAAAUAGACGGCGCUUGCGGUCACUUCCAGCCCUGAAAUGCCCAGCGUGUGCGAGGGAGGCUUUCAGUGGCCGUGCAGUCCGGCCCUACGGGAACCAUCAAAAGUCCCUCUGCAGUAAUGCCUUAGGAUGUAGCCCAUCUGAUGUUUGCUUGACAGCCUAGUGAGGAGAUAUUUAGGGCUCCCUAGGCAGCCCAUUUUACUCUUUGAUAGAUCUAACAAAAGGCUUUCCUUGCAUCCUGGGCCGUGCUGGAACUGAUGGUUUGAUUUUCAUAAAUUGACACAUCUAGCAGAGACGCCAUGUAAGGAGCAAGCCCAGCUGAACUACCCAUACAUCUGAGAAGUAGUGGGGACCCAGUAAAGUCUAGCAGCAGAGGUCCCCAUCCAUCACAAAUACUACUGAUACCCUACCCUGCAAUGAACUUUGUCAAGACUCUCCAAAAAAAGAAAGAACAUUGAGUCCUUGCAGUCCCAGAGUAUGUGUUGUAUUCGCUGCAUGUGUUCACAACAGGUGUGCCUCCCUACAACAGCAGAGAAUCGUUUCCAGGCUUGAUUAAUCCAGGGGGCUAAGAGUUUGAGUUGCCUAGGGUAUAAAAAAGCCAACCCCUGAGGAGUACUCUGAGAGUGUCUCAUGUUAUUCGAAACUCCUGAGCCUGAGCCAUGGGAUAGAGAAAGAAGAAGCCAAGGGAUGAGGAGGGACUGAGUCUGGCCUGGUCCUAUAACAUGUUCCCUUCAGCUAGAUUUUGGCAGGGUCAGCCUGGCCCUGGCUCUGGAUUGGCAUAGUGUUUCGUAAGAGAGGAAAUCUUAGGAACAUCCUCUGCCUCCUACACUGGCAGGAACAGGAAGGAAGGAAGGAAGGAAGGAAAGAAGGAAGGAAGGAAGGAAGGAAGAAAUGGGAAGGAAGAAGAGAAAGAAAGAAUAGAAAGUAAAUAACCAAUAAGAACAGCAGUAAACAAGGAUGACUAAAGUGUAGUGAAAAGAAAAAUGCUGGUAAGGAGUCCAGGGUUUUCAUUGCAAGUCCAUCUAUUACUAGCAGUAUGAUCUAGAGAAAGUCACUUAAUCUCUGUGCCUUAUCAUGCUUGUGAAUUACGUCCAAGAUGGCUGUCACAAUGGAAAACAUGGUUUUUUUCCUCCAUAUGAAUACUCCCUUCAGUGUGAUAGAUUGCAUCCCCCCACGUCUUAGUCUCUAUGACUUGUAGUGGCCAUAGAAAAUUAAUCUUGUUAUGACCAUCCUUCUGGUAAAUUGCUUACCUAGGCUGGUUCUUUGACAAGGUGGUCUGUCACUUGCUGAUACUCAAAACCUUGCCAUUUCAGAGUUUUACCCUUGGAGGGCAGGGACAUCUUCAUAUUG
This is a messenger RNA of Phascolarctos cinereus (koala), 2119 nucleotides long. The record is from RefSeq and is a predicted model, not a curated record. NCBI's taxonomy places the organism in Eukaryota, Metazoa, Chordata, Mammalia, Diprotodontia, Phascolarctidae.